Molecule: messenger RNA, 962 nt
Organism: Ananas comosus (pineapple)
Lineage: Eukaryota; Viridiplantae; Streptophyta; Magnoliopsida; Poales; Bromeliaceae
Product: glucosidase 2 subunit beta
Exons: 5
Coding region: 86-721 (211 amino acids)
Biological process (GO): N-glycan processing
Cellular component (GO): glucosidase II complex
Molecular function (GO): protein binding
Source: RefSeq, a predicted model, not a curated record
UCAACCUUAUACCAAAUGGGACGGGUCGGCUCCGACCCCUCCCAAUUCAUAGCUCAGGGUCCUCAUCUCGUCUCCUCCCUCCGCCAUGGAAACGCCGAGUCUCCUCCUCCUCACCUUCGUUCCCACCUCUCUCCUCCUCCUCUUCUUCUCCUCCUCGUCCUCCUCCCUCGCCUCCUCCUCACUCCUCGGCGUUGCUCCGCAAGAUGAGGAGUACUUCGCGGGGGCGGUGAUCGCGUGCAGGGACGGGUCGAAGCUUUUCGCGAGGGAUCGCCUCAACGACGGGUUCUGCGAUUGCCCCGAUGGGACCGAUGAACCUGGAACAUCUGCUUGUCCAGAAGGCAAAUUCUACUGUAAAAAUAUAGGAGAUGUCCCUCGCUACUUGUUUUCUUCAUUUGUAAAUGAUCGCAUUUGUGAUUGUUGCGAUGGAAGUGACGAAUACAAUAGUGGCAUCAACUGUCCAGACACAUGUAUCAAAGGUCAGAAAAUUUCUAAAACUUGGAAUCAUAAUCAUGAAUCAAGAGAAGCAAAUUUGAAUGCAGCUGAUGGAUUUCCAAGUAAAAGUCGACUUGAUUUGGAAGACCUUAUCAUGAAGUUAAGAGGACUGAAGAUAGCUGUAAUUAUCCAGUUAUGUUUAGCUAUGUGUACCAUUGCUUUAUGCCUCUUUCACCGACGCACUAGAUCUUGGAGAAGACGCUACUUGUCGAAGAGCUAUUACACGUGAAAGCUAGUCUUUGUUCAGUUCCUGUAAUCAUUACACGUUUAUUCCUGUUGUCUCUCAAUUAGUGGAAGUCAACCAAGAAGAUAUUCCUCUUGUUGAUCUUCAAAUGUAAAAUAACAGAUGUUGUGUCAGGUGAUGCCAUAUUCAGGGACAGAUAUGAUGUAGAAGCGCCCUUUGAGGGUGUAGUUUUUUUUUUAUUUUCUAAUUUCUAAAUUCUUUUGGCUUCUUUUUUUGAUUUUCUAAA